CGAAGAAGAAGACGUGACAAGGGUCACUGCUCUGGUCACUCUGGUCCACUGCUUGCAUCUUUCCUGAGGGGCUAAGGCUCUGCUUGCCAGCGCUUCUCUCUGAACUACAUAGUGUUCCCUCUUCUACUAGGGUCUCCAGAGGCUGGUGGGAAAGAAGCAGAAGGCCCUUUCUGAGUUACCCUGGCUCCGCAGCUCAGCCCCUCCAUCCUGGCUCCCUCUCCCCUUCCCAUUCCCCUGUCCCCCUUCCUCUCCCUUUCCCCGCCCACCCAACUAAACUGGGUAUAGGCCAGGGCUCCUGCCCCUCCUUCUCUCUUCUGGACACUCACUGGGCAGGUCCGAUUUCCUCUUAUCCUGUGCCCAAAGAUACUGGAACACACUGCAGCUAAGAAACGGGGGGGAGGGGUCUUCUCGACUCCACGAGUCUUGAGCAAAAAGCUGACAAAGCAGCAGGGAGUAGAGGAGAUCCCGUGACGUGCCCCAAAGCCCACCAUGGAAGAGGGCUUCCGAGACCGGGCAGCUUUCAUCCGUGGGGCUAAAGACAUUGCCAAGGAGGUCAAGAAGCAUGCGGCCAAGAAGGUGGUGAAGGGUCUGGACAGAGUCCAGGACGAAUAUUCUCGCAGAUCCUACUCUCGCUUUGAGGAGGAGGAGGAUGACGACGACUACCCUGCCCCCGCUGACGGCUAUUACCGAGGGGAAGGGGCCCAGGACGAGGAAGAAGGUGGUGCAUCCAGUGAUGCCACUGAAGGCCACGACGAGGAUGAUGAGAUCUACGAGGGGGAAUAUCAGGGGAUUCCCCGGGCAGAGUCUGGGGGCAAAGGCGAGCGGAUGGCAGAUGGGGCACCCCUGGCUGGGGCGAGGGGGGGCUUGAGUGAUGGGGAGGGCCCUCCUGGGGGCCGGGGAGAGGCACAGCGGCGGAAAGAACGGGAAGAACUGGCCCAGCAGUAUGAAGCUAUCUUACGGGAAUGUGGCCACGGCCGCUUCCAGUGGACACUGUAUUUCGUGCUUGGUCUGGCGCUCAUGGCUGAUGGUGUGGAGGUCUUUGUGGUGGGCUUCGUGCUGCCCAGCGCCGAGAAAGACAUGUGCCUGUCUGACUCCAACAAGGGCAUGCUGGGUCUCAUCGUCUACCUGGGCAUGAUGGUGGGCGCCUUCCUCUGGGGAGGUCUGGCUGAUCGGCUGGGUCGGAGACAGUGUCUACUCAUCUCGCUCUCAGUCAACAGCGUCUUUGCCUUCUUCUCCUCCUUCGUUCAGGGUUAUGGCACGUUCCUCUUCUGCCGCCUCCUUUCUGGAGUUGGGAUCGGGGGGUCCAUCCCCAUUGUCUUCUCCUAUUUCUCGGAGUUUCUGGCCCAGGAGAAACGCGGGGAGCACCUGAGCUGGCUCUGCAUGUUUUGGAUGAUCGGUGGAGUGUAUGCAGCUGCCAUGGCCUGGGCCAUCAUUCCCCACUAUGGGUGGAGUUUUCAGAUGGGUUCUGCUUACCAGUUCCACAGCUGGAGGGUCUUUGUCCUUGUCUGCGCCUUUCCUUCUGUGUUUGCCAUCGGGGCUCUGACCACACAGCCUGAGAGCCCCCGCUUCUUCCUGGAGAACGGGAAGCAUGAUGAGGCCUGGAUGGUGCUGAAGCAGGUUCAUGACACCAACAUGCGAGCCAAGGGGCAUCCUGAGCGCGUGUUCUCAGUAACCCACAUUAAGACGAUUCACCAGGAGGAUGAACUGAUUGAGAUCCAGUCAGACACAGGGACCUGGUACCAGCGCUGGGGGGUCCGGGCCUUGAGCCUGGGGGGGCAGGUUUGGGGGAAUUUCCUCUCCUGUUUUGGUCCAGAAUAUCGACGCAUCACUCUGAUGAUGAUGGGUGUGUGGUUCACCAUGUCGUUCAGCUACUACGGCCUGACCGUCUGGUUUCCUGACAUGAUCCGCCAUCUCCAGGCGGUGGACUAUGCAGCCCGCACCAAAGUGUUCCCCGGAGAGCGCGUGGAGCACGUGACUUUCAACUUCACGCUGGAGAAUCAGAUCCACCGAGGAGGGCAGUACUUCAAUGACAAGUUCAUUGGGCUGCGUCUGAAGUCAGUGUCCUUCGAGGAUUCCCUGUUCGAGGAGUGUUAUUUCGAGGAUGUCACAUCCAGCAACACGUUUUUCCGCAACUGCACAUUCAUCAACACUGUGUUCUAUAACACGGACCUGUUUGAGUACAAGUUUGUGAACAGCCGACUGGUGAACAGCACCUUCCUGCACAACAAGGAGGGCUGCCCGCUAGAUGUGACGGGGACAGGCGAAGGGGCCUACAUGGUGUACUUUGUCAGCUUCUUGGGGACGCUGGCUGUGCUUCCUGGGAAUAUCGUGUCUGCCCUGCUCAUGGACAAGAUUGGCAGGCUCCGAAUGCUUGCUGGCUCCAGCGUGAUGUCCUGUGUCUCCUGCUUCUUCCUGUCUUUCGGGAACAGUGAGUCGGCCAUGAUCGCUCUGCUCUGCCUCUUUGGGGGCGUCAGCAUUGCAUCCUGGAACGCGCUGGACGUGUUGACUGUCGAGCUCUACCCCUCGGACAAGAGGACCACAGCCUUCGGCUUCCUGAACGCUCUGUGCAAGCUGGCGGCUGUGCUGGGGAUCAGCAUCUUCACAUCCUUUGUGGGCAUCACUAAGGCUGCCCCCAUCCUCUUCGCCUCAGCUGCCCUUGCCCUCGGCAGCUCUCUGGCCCUGAAGCUGCCCGAGACCCGGGGGCAGGUGCUGCAGUGAGGGGGUGUCUGGGGCCUUGGGGGUGGCAGGCACACUGUGAGACCAACUCCUCCUUUCCCGCCCCUGCCCUGCCAUCCAGGCCCACAGUCCUCACUCCCACCCCCGUGUUCGACGUCUUAGCUGUGUGCGCGUGUGCGUGUGCAUGUGUGUGACCCCGUGGGCAGGGACUACAGGGAAGGCUCCUUCAUUCCAGGCAUGGGAUGAAGCUCUACUCCCCACCUCCUACCGCCCUGAAUUUGCACAAGAGGCCCUGCCCUCCCCGUGCCCCAGUGUUAGUGAGGGGCCUUUGCUUCCCUGCUCCAGGGGUCCCGGAACUUCCUGCCUUCGCCCUCACAGGCCCUGGUGCAGGCCCGGGUAUAUAGUUAAUGCUAGGGGCUGGGGCUUCAGUAGACCAUGGACCAAAAGAACUUCUUAGAGUCGGAAGGGCCUUGGGUACCUGCUCACACCUCUCAUUGGAUGCUGGGGGAGUAGCAAUAAACCUCAGCCCCCUGGCCUCCACUUCCCCCUCAAUUUGGGCUACAAAUAGGAAGCCUAAAAUUUUAUGAAAUUAGCUUCCCCAUUUUUAUUUAUUUAUAUAUUAAGUUCUGAGGCAGCUCAGCAGGACUG
Messenger RNA from Tupaia belangeri chinensis (Chinese tree shrew), 3324 nucleotides. It is a transcript of the gene SV2A, whose product is annotated as synaptic vesicle glycoprotein 2A. Gene Ontology annotation, biological process: transmembrane transport; chemical synaptic transmission. The transcript is spliced from 13 exons. Gene Ontology annotation, molecular function: transmembrane transporter activity. Gene Ontology annotation, cellular component: synaptic vesicle membrane; neuron projection. NCBI's taxonomy places the organism in Eukaryota, Metazoa, Chordata, Mammalia, Scandentia, Tupaiidae. The record is from RefSeq and is a predicted model, not a curated record. Bases 490 to 2718 code for a protein of 742 amino acids.